Molecule: messenger RNA, 909 nt
Organism: Alosa sapidissima (American shad)
Lineage: Eukaryota; Metazoa; Chordata; Actinopteri; Clupeiformes; Clupeidae
Product: tropomyosin-1-like
Exons: 5
Coding region: 136-687 (183 amino acids)
Source: RefSeq, a predicted model, not a curated record
UAUUACGGGACGUCAUUCGCUUGUUUACGCGUUUGCAUGUUGCCCAUGCGAAGAAGUGUGUUUGGCAGCAUUAAUAUCUUGACGGUGUAGUUCCUCUAACACUGAAUUACUCAGUUCCCUAGCAAAGAAAAGGCCAUGGAACAUUCUCCUGUUACUGUUACGCAUGAUCUAGAAGAGGAGAUGGACACCCAUCCGAUCCAGGAUGAGAACCAGCACAUGCGUAUGUUGCUCUUGCGGCUGGAGAGGAGGCUGAUGGAGCUGAGUCAGGAGAUGAGCAUCCAGGAGAAUCUCAACCAGCUCCUUAGACGACAAGAGCAGGAGCUGGAGGAGAGCCUGGAGGAGAGGGACAGCAGACUCACCGAGGCCCUGGAGACUAUCAACAGCCUGCAGAGCGAGAGGGAGAACCUACAGCAGCAGCUGCAAGCAAUGCAGGAAGAAACAGAGAUAGAGAACAGAAAGCAUCAGAAUGAAAGGCAGACAUGCCCCCAGUCACCCCAGCCAUGCACAGCCAACAGUGACGCUGAAGAAAAGGCUCACUGUUCUUGGGAGACCAGUUCCACAGCCACAGGAAGUGACAUUGAAAGGCCGCCACGUCCCGUCCAGCUCAGUAUGGCCUUGUUAUCAGUGAGGCUGGUGGACUGCAGAGCGAAGCUCGGACCAGAUGGAUGUGUUCACGUGGCACAGUAAAGGCAUUCGUUCGCAUGAACUGAUGGGAAUGCCAUUUUUUUUUUUUUUUUUUUUACUUGGAAGCAGUCUCCGUAAGCCAACCCUGAGAAAACACAGGAGACGCAAGGGUCAGAUUAAGGCUUUGAAAUAAACACUCUGUGGUGUCUCUUGAAGGCGAUCAUGUAAAUAUAAGUCUGCACUGUAAUGGUUGUACAUAAAAUGGCUAUUUUCAGAGGGAAAGUU